Molecule: messenger RNA, 2535 nt
Organism: Blepharisma stoltei
Lineage: Eukaryota; Ciliophora; Heterotrichea; Heterotrichida; Blepharismidae
Source: the annotation of a GenBank genome assembly
AUGAACGAAAUCAAACUUAUUGGAAAUAUUCUGGCUGAAGACAAUGAUUCAGACGAAGAACAAUUCAAGCGGUUCACAACAACUAAACGCCACGUUCUUCUUAAUAAAGACGAACUUGAGCAGCUCAUUGAAAGACCAACAUCUGCUCUAUCUUAAAUUAAUUUAAAUUACUGAUAGCAAUGCAAUAAUCAAGGACCCCACAAGAUUCGUCCGUUUGGCACCCCUAGGAGAUUCCCUGCAUUUGAUCCCAAUGAUUCCUAGUAAUUCGCGUGCACUACCUUCAUCUCCUCUAGCUAUUAAUGCUAUGUAAAGUUAGAGACAUUUUUUUUUUCAAGCUCCUCAUUGCAACCAGAUAUACAUUGACUGCUCUAUUGUGAGUGGCAGAUUAUGGAUUUUUGAAGCCCUGCCAUGAGAGUGUUUGGUCAAAGUAUGGAUUCUUAGCAGCUAUAAGAAAAAGAACUAAUCCAUAAGGCCCAGGGAGAAAUAAAUUUUGACGUUAAUGAAAAUUGGACUCCAAGGAAAACAGGCCUCUGUUUUUUUUGAAGUAGGCCUUCAGGUUUGAGGAUGCCUUUGCCGAAGAGGGAAGUUUUAUUUCUCCCCGAAGGUUUUCCUAUCCUUGCCAGAUGGGCUAGAUAAGUUUCGCCUAUCAGAUAAUUUCCCUGUAGGAAUCAUCGGAGCACUCUGCAGAAGGUAGCUCUGCCCUGUGAAGCUAAUCUCUUGGACAGGUAGUUCAGGCCGGAAAUUUAAGAUUCAACCUUUAUUUCCCUAUUUUGCCUCAAGGGGUGAGGGAGGAGGCUGUUUUGGAGCCAAGAUGAGUCAAAGGCUAGUGGGUUAUCCUCUUAAGGCCAGUUUAAUCGCUUAAUCUAUAAGGCCGAGGGGUCUAUUCUUGGUCCCUGGAAAGAGCUUGAUCUCGGGUCGAAGGACGUUGCCAACCAUCUCCAAUUCCAACCACAUAAACUAAUCCAAAAUUUACCCUGAACAUCUGCUCCAUCAGUAUAUCUGCCAUUUCCACAAGUGUUUUGGCCAGAAAAAGAGCCGCAGUAUUCAAUACAAAAAGUUACAAAUGACUUAGCUGGGCUUACCGUAAAAGAAGACAUCGGGAAGUCUAUUCAAUCAUCUUAUGGGCCAUCACUAAACUUAGCAGCAGCUGAAUUCGUUCCAGGAGGCUUUCAAGCAAUCCCGUCUCCUCCAAAGCGCAGCGAAUUGGCUGAAAUACGUGGCCGUGUCGCAGAAAUGGCAAGAGAGCAGGCAGGAUCAAGAUAUACUCAUUUUCAUUAAAUAAAUUUUUUAUAAUUAAUAAGGCGCUUAUUCAAAUAAGAAAAGAAUAUCUUCAGCAAAAGAUGGAAACAGCGAUACCAGAAGACAAACAAAUGAUUUUUGAAGAAGUAUUCAGAGCAGGGUUCGGAUUACUUGUAGACGUCUUUGGAAAUUAUGUCGUCCAGAAGGUUUUAGAAUUUGGGAAUCUAGAGCAAAGAAGAGCAAUUGCUAAUUUAAUGUCUGGCAGAGUAAUUGAGCUAUCUACUCACAUGUAUGGAUGCAGAGUAAUUCAGAAGGCUUUAGAAGUCGUAGAAGUAGACCAAAAAAGAUAUCUGGCUCAUGAGCUUAGAGGACAUGUUGAAAAGUGCGUAGAAGACCAAAAUGCGAACCAUGUUGUUCAGAAAUGUGUUGAAACUUUGCCGUAUCCUUAUAUGAGUUUUAUUGUUGAUGACUUAAGACUAAAUACUAUUUACUGGACAGAGCAUCCUUAUGGCUGCAGAGUUAUACAGAGAAUCAUCGAAUUUUGUCCAAAAGAAGCAAUCAUGGACAUUCUAAAUGCUAUUAUUAGGAAUGCUGUAGAUAUUAGUAAAAAGAACUAUGGAAAUUAUGUCAUCCAGCAUAUUCUUGAUAAAGAAGAAGCUUCAAUUAAAUCGCAGCUGAUUAUGGCUUUUAGUGGAAGACUAUAUGAACUUAGUAAGCAUAAAUUCGCCAGCAAUGUUAUUGAAAAAUGUUUGAGUGCUGGAAACCCUGAACAUAUUCGAGCAUUUUCAAAAGAAUUAUUUGCUCCAGAGCAUGUAUUUGAACUUAUGACUGAUAAAUUCGCGAAUUUUGUCAUACAAAAGACAUUAGAAAUGGCAAGAGGGGAGUUGCAAGCCCAGCUGAUCUUGAAAGUUACUGAACAUUCUGCAGCUUUGAAAACUUUUCCUUAUGGCAGACAUGUUUUAACUUGCUUACUCUCCCUCAGCGAGAAAAUGUUUUGCUCAAUACAGGGUUUAAAUUUUUUUAUUAAAAAUAUAAUAUGAAGAUUAAAAAACGAAAUUCGUAAAAUUAAUUAAUUUAUAAUAAAAUUAUGUUUUAGAAUGAAGCUAUUUAAUUGAAUAGAAUCAGCAGAAGGUAUCAUUUAAAAAUUAUCGCUUAUUAUGCUAACAUAUUUUUUUAUAAAAAGCUUAGGCUGGUCCAUAUAGGGCAGGCUUCCCUCAAAAAGUAGGAUUUUUCCAAUGACUAUUUUGCUUACGGAAACACUGGGAGUUAGAAAAAGUCAAAAAGGGAAUUAUUUAA